Huiozyma naganishii CBS 8797 is the source of this 462-nucleotide messenger RNA. It is a transcript of the gene NHP2, whose product is annotated as snoRNA-binding protein NHP2. NCBI's taxonomy places the organism in Eukaryota, Fungi, Ascomycota, Saccharomycetes, Saccharomycetales, Saccharomycetaceae. Gene Ontology annotation, molecular function: box H/ACA snoRNA binding. Gene Ontology annotation, cellular component: nucleolus; box H/ACA snoRNP complex. Gene Ontology annotation, biological process: snRNA pseudouridine synthesis; rRNA pseudouridine synthesis; ribosome biogenesis. Bases 1 to 462 code for a protein of 153 amino acids. The record is from RefSeq and is a predicted model, not a curated record. The transcript has a single exon.
AUGGCUAAGGAAAGUAAAGAAGUCAAGGAAACUAAAACAGAGGACAACUACGAGGCUAGAAUGCCUGCUGUUCUGCCAUUUUCAAAGCCUCUAGCGUCCAAGAAGCUGAACAAGAAGGUUUUGAAGACUGUCAAGAAGGCUUCUAAGGCCAAGAAUGUUAAGCGUGGUGUCAAGGAAGUUGUCAAGGCUUUGAGAAAGGGUGAGAAGGGUUUAGUUGUUAUUGCAGGUGACAUUUACCCAGCCGACGUCAUUUCCCAUCUUCCUGUUCUUUGUGAAGAUCACUCUGUUCCAUACAUCUUUGUCCCAUCCAAACAGGACCUAGGAUCCGCCGGUGCCACAAAGAGACCAACAUCCGUUGUCUUCAUUGUUCCAGGCAGCAAUAAGAAGAAGGACGGUAAGGGUAAGGAAGAAGAAUACAAAUCUUCUUUCAACGAAGUUGUCAAGGAGGUUGAGGCUUUAUAA